This is a messenger RNA of Thamnophis sirtalis, 312 nucleotides long. NCBI's taxonomy places the organism in Eukaryota, Metazoa, Chordata, Lepidosauria, Squamata, Natricidae. The record is from RefSeq and is a predicted model, not a curated record.
UUGCGAAGCAAGCUGACCCCCCAGGAGAUCCAAGGAUUCGCCCUCCUGCUCCGCGAAUACCGGAUGGGCUUAGCGGUGGAGCGGUAUUGCACCAGACUCCUCAAUCUCUACGGGGACAAGCGUAAAUUUCUCCUUUUGGGAAUGCGGCCCUUCAUCCCUGACCAGGACAUCGGGUACUUUGAGGGCUUCCUGGAGGGCAUCGGCAUCCGGGAAGGGGGCAUCCUGACCGACAGCUUCGGCCGCAUCAAGAAAAGCAUGAGCAGCACCUCGGCCUCGGCCGUCCGGAGCUACGACAGCUGGUCCCUGCACUCC